AUGCAUUUGGCGGUUGGCCGUGCGACUUCCAGGGACGUGUGGCUGUCCAUCACUGCCGCGCUUGGCUCAUCAACGCGUGCCCGGUGUCUAAACCUUCUCGGUCAAUUCCAAUCUCUCCGACAAGGAGACAGUUCGGCGGCCGAGUACUUGGGUCGUGCGCAGCUUCUGGUCGAACAACUCUCGCAAGCAGGUAGGCCUAUGUCCCUCGAUGAACAAAAUUUAUAUGUGUUCAGGGGAUUGAUUCCGGAAUUCAGAGCGGUGGCGGCGUCUCUCACGGUUACGGGAUCGCCGGUGACCAUCCCUCAACUCGCGGACUUCCUCCAGGCGCAGGAGUUCAUCUACGCAGAUGAGUUUCUCCCGGUCGAUCAGCAUCGGAACUCCUCUCCAGUCGCCAUGUACGCCGGGCAGGGCCAGAACCGCCGGCAGAACAGCAAUGGCGGUGGCCGUGGGCAGCAUCGCGGACGCGGGCAGAACAGAGGACGCGGCGGCCGGGGGCAGAAUCGCGGCGGUGGUGGUGGUUCCCCUCGCUGUCAGAUAUGCAGGUGUCAUGGGCAUACCGCCGUGUAUUUCUCCAAGAGAUACAACACCCAGCCGCCGGCACCAUCGCAGGCCCACGUUGCGACCACCGGAGACGACGGGGCAGGUUCUGCGUUGGAGACGUGGUUCCCGGACACCGGUGCAACUGCACACGCCACACCGGAUUCCGGGAUGAUCGACCAGGCCGAGGAGUACACCAGAGGCGAUGUCCUUCGGGUUGGAAAUGGUACAGGUUUGGGAAUUUCCUCUGUUGGACAUGCAUUUAUUCCGUCGGUUUCUAAAAAUUUAAAACUCUCAAAUAUUCUGCAUGUCCCGAAAUUGUCUGUUCCCCUUCUUUCUGUUCAUCGUUUUACAAGUGAUAAUGCAGUGUUCUUUGAAUUUCACAAUACUUAUUUUGUUGUUAAGGAUUCAAUUACCAAGGAGUCACCACAAGUCGUUCCAGUUCGUCUGAAUUACGUUCCGCUUGCCAACUCGGCAAAUCUUCCCGAUUCCCAUUAG
Messenger RNA from Ipomoea nil (Japanese morning glory), 1035 nucleotides. RefSeq lists its product as uncharacterized. Lineage: Eukaryota; Viridiplantae; Streptophyta; Magnoliopsida; Solanales; Convolvulaceae. The coding region runs from base 1 to 1035 and encodes 344 amino acids. The record is from RefSeq and is a predicted model, not a curated record. The transcript is spliced from 2 exons.